CUUGACGUCAGAGAGCCGCGACAGCAGGAGGGAGCGGCUCUGAUAGAGCGACAUCCACUCAGAGUGGGAGAGAGAGAGGAGAGAGAGCAGCGGAGCGGACGGGUGGAUGACUACAGUCAGUCAGGAUGCGUGAAUACAAACUGGUUGUUUUAGGAUCAGGAGGAGUCGGCAAGUCAGCUCUGACUGUCCAGUUUGUUCAGGGGAUCUUCGUGGAGAAGUAUGACCCGACGAUAGAGGAUUCCUACAGGAAGCAAGUCGAGGUCGAUGGGCAGCAGUGUAUGUUGGAGAUCCUGGACACAGCAGGAACAGAGCAGUUCACAGCGAUGAGAGACCUGUACAUGAAGAACGGUCAGGGCUUCGCUCUGGUCUACUCCAUCACGGCUCAGUCCACCUUCAACGACCUGCAGGACCUCAGAGAGCAGAUCCUCAGAGUGAAGGACACCGAGGACGUUCCGAUGAUCCUGGUUGGAAACAAGUGCGACCUGGAGGUGGAGCGUGUGGUGGCCAAAGAGUCCGGCAUCGGCCUCGCCCGCCAGUGGAACUCCUGCGCCUUCCUGGAGACCUCAGCCAAGAGCAAGAUCAACGUGAACGAGAUCUUCUACGACCUUGUGCGACAGAUUAACAGGAAGAGUCCAGUUCCCGGGAAAACUCGCAAAAAGUCCACCUGUCAGCUUCUCUAAUGACAGUUUUUCUGCUCACCUGACCGACAACAAACCAACCAAUCACACCACAUCUUCCAGCUGGCCACGCCCCUUUAACACAACCAUGUCAUCAUCACCAUCGGCCACCUCUGACCUCUGUUCCCGUGACGACCACAUCUGCCAUCCCCUUCACCACACUGUCUGACGGAGACGGUUGCCUUGGAAACAUUAAACCAAACAUCAUAAGACUGCAGCGGUGGUGAUGAUGAUGAUGAUGAUGAUGAUGAUGAUGAAGAAGAUGAUGAUGAUGAUUCUGCCGUUGCAGAAAUGGGGGCUGUCCACACAACUGCUCAGAUUUAAACCACAGUUCCCAUCAUGCUCUCUGCUUGGCCAUUUUGCGCUGGGGAGUGGCUUCUUGCUUUUAAUUUUGAAUGUUUCUUUCUUUACUUCGACUUAUUUUCCAGCAGUCCCGAGUCACACACACGCAGUCUGACCACGCUGCCGUCGGCCAUGUUGUGGCCACGAUUACCCCGGUGAUGUCACAGCUGAUUAACAUGGCCGACUUUGUGUGUGUGGCUCUGGUCGAACCUGUGGAUCCAUACAGUGGUUAAUAUACAGUGAUUAUUAUUAUUAUGUUUCUGUGUGAAAAGAUAUAAAAGUCAUUUAAUAUUUUUGUUUUUGAUUUUCGGGUGAGGGGGGUGCAGCAGGUCAUGCAGUCGGCUCACUGCGCUGAUAGCUUCCAGCUAAUUUAAGUUAGCUAAAGGCUACAGGAAUGAAUUGGCAAUAUUCGGAAACAAUGCUAACUGUCCAAAUUUACUAUUUGUUUGAAUAGCUUGGUUAGCAUGUUUCAAAAGAGGUUAAAGUGUACUUAGCUAUGGGCUGCCUUAUUAGCCUAGCAGCUAGCAGAAAUAUUGCAUGUAAAUUAUGCUCUGUGUGUGAUGAUAGCGUUAUUAGCAUAUCUCCAAAGAAACUGAUGGAAGCUGUUCGCUAGGGGCUAGCUCAUAGUUUAAACAGCAAAUGCAUUGGCAAUGUUAAAAGGGAAUGCUAACUAUGCUAAUACUUUGUUGGCUUUUUCUUAAAGAAUUUUAUGUUUACUUACAGUUAUGGGCUACCUUGUUAGCCUAACAGCUGGUAAAUAUACAUUUAUUCACAAAGAAACAAAUGGAUGUUGGUUGCUGUGUGUUAGCUUGUCAGCUAUCUGUGAGUUAGAUUUACAGUUAGGAAAAAAUAACAAUGCUAACAAGCCUUUCAGUUGUGGGCUAGCAUUAUUGCUAAGGGAAAAUCAGUAUAUUUGGUAUGCUGUGAGGGGAUGCUAACAAUGCUAAGAUCUCAAUGAAACAAAGGAAUGAUAGCCGCGGUGAGCUGACUCUAGACCUGCUGCUCAGGGCGGACAUGUUGCCUUUUGACAGCAGACUCACACUGGUCCAGUACCUUAUGUGUGUGUGUGUGUGUGUGUUUGUGAAUGUGUGUUUUUGUGUGUGUAUAUGUGUGUGUGUGAGUGUGUAAGUGAGCUGCAUAACAACAGUGAACCAGGCCAGUUUCUGUAAUGACCUUUUUGGCCCGGGGUGUUUGGGGGUUGGGGGGGUUGUGUUAUACUUACUGAACAGGGCGGCCCGCAGGUGUUGUUUUUGUAUUAUUAACCAUAUUAUUACCUGAUUAUUAAUGUAAUUAACACAACACAUCUGAGAGGGAAACACUGAAUCAGUGGUCUUGUUGGUCAGCACUCCUUUGACUGAUUUAACCAUCCAGGUGUGGAGGAUCAGACUCGACCUCCGUAUCCGUGUGUUGGUGUCGUAUAUCAUGCUAACAGUUAGCUCAAAGCUAACAUGUUAACGUGUUAGCAUGGAGCACCACUGACAAGUGGAUGGUUUCAGUGUCAGUAAAGUUAAAAAAACUUGGUGUUUCUCUUUGACAGUAGCACGGCUGAGACCAACCAGAGGAGGAUGAAGUGGAAGCCCCGCCCCCGUGUGCAUUGGGGGCGUGGCCUGUGAAGCAUCAGCCACAGAGAGCCUUUGAAUAUCUGUCUUCUGUUUGUAAUGUGAGAGUGGUAUUUCCCCACAGAUUCAGUAUGUUGGACCAGUGACCUCUGUGAGUACUGCUGUGCACAGUGUUGUACUAUCGGGAAUACUUGCGGUACUGCGUGGUACCGCUGUCAGUAUUCUGGUUCUCCUCCAGUGCGUUCAGUCAUGUAGCAUGUUGAUGUUUCUGUCAGUCUGAUCUCCAGGAGGUGCUGCAACAGUUUGCAUGCCGAGCAGAAGCUUCCAGGUGAAAAGGUCCGUCUGCAGCCGUGGCGGGGCGUUCCUGUUAGCAUUACACUGUUAGCAUGCUCACCAAAAGAAAAGCUAACGUUAUGACGAUUCCUGUUGAAACUUUUAGGUAAGCUUCUUUUCGAAAAACCCUUCUGACAAACCACAUAUUUCAGUUUCCUUGUGCAUUGAGCCGUGAUGGACUCACUACAGCCCCCUUGUGGCUGUAGGGCAGAACAGAACCUGGUGAGAAACCGUCUGAUGAGGGUUUUUUCCACACUGAAAAACAAACAUUGGUUUUCUUUUCUUUUUUUUUUUAUAAGAGAAAAGACUUAAAUGAUGGAGGAUUAACUAGUUUCCCUUUGGAGCAUUAAUUACCAGUAUUUGUGGUUUGUAACACAUUGUGAUGUAAUUGUAAAGAAAUAUGAGGACAUAUUAAAGUGUUUAUUAAUCUAUUUAUCCACUUUUUUAACUUCACCUACCCAGAAUCUAUAACUGCUGUUUGAGCAGUUAAAGAAUAACUGAUAACACAGUAUAACAUGCUGUUAAUCAUAUUUAAUUACAUAUGAUCACAAUUACAAAUCCUAGCUUUCACCCACAAAUAGAGUUUAGGUUCUUUAUUUAAACAUAUGAUAAAUACUUCUUAUUUGAUAUUAAUCAGUUAUUUAAAAUGUGUAUUUUCAUGUGAUUACAGCCGUGUUACAACCCUUCAGUAUGAGGGCGAGUUAAACACUUUUAAUUGUCCUCACACGUCUUUAUAACUGCGUCUCUGGUGUUGCAAACAGUUUAUUAAGUAUUCGUUUACUCCGAAAUUAUAAAUAUGAGUGUUUUUUAAAUAAAGUAUUAUCAGGCUUUCAAUAGGAAACACACCUGGAAGUCUCACCUGUCCUCCCCGAGAGAUUACAUCUGUCCGCGGCUGCACUCGGACCUUUCUGGCUUCAACAGUAACAGACGCGGCUGUGACCUCCAUUUCAUGUGACUUCUGUUUAAGCAUUCAGUAGAUUUUAACGUCUCGGUGUGCCUCAAAAGAAGACGAGUGAACGAUGUGUCUGAUGGCAGAAGUUUAUCGGCUUCAUCUGGCUUUCUUUAUCUCGUCUUUCCUCAAAGACAUUGUUGAAUCUUGGUUUUACUGUCAGAUUCUUUUUGGAAAGCGUCCUGAUUCGGCAAGUCGUUAGUUUGAAGCACACAGAUGAUGUCCAUAGUUUAAAGUUAGAUUUCACUUCAUAUAGAACGGGGCUAACAGUUUCCCUCUGCUUCCAGUCUUUGUGCUAAGCUAGGCUAAAUACACCCUGGGCCUGGAUCUUUGUGUUGGACUUAAACUGAGUCGCUGUAACGAUGACAGAAGUCGCAGUGAAGUGACGAACGCAGCCGCAGCCGAAUGCAAACUGAAACAACUCAAACAAGAAGAAAUGAUUUUAUAUUACUGAAAUAAAUCUGCUUCUUUUUUC
This is a messenger RNA of Acanthopagrus latus (yellowfin seabream), 4335 nucleotides long. RefSeq names its product ras-related protein Rap-1b. NCBI's taxonomy places the organism in Eukaryota, Metazoa, Chordata, Actinopteri, Spariformes, Sparidae. Gene Ontology annotation, cellular component: plasma membrane. The record is from RefSeq and is a predicted model, not a curated record. Gene Ontology annotation, biological process: Rap protein signal transduction; negative regulation of synaptic vesicle exocytosis; cellular response to cAMP. The coding region runs from base 126 to 680 and encodes 184 amino acids. The transcript has 8 exons. Gene Ontology annotation, molecular function: GTP binding; GDP binding; GTPase activity.